Molecule: messenger RNA, 622 nt
Organism: Nicotiana tabacum (common tobacco)
Lineage: Eukaryota; Viridiplantae; Streptophyta; Magnoliopsida; Solanales; Solanaceae
Source: RefSeq, a predicted model, not a curated record
CUCAUCAUUCUUGGCUUUAAAUUAUCACAAUUAAAGUAGUACUUAUUAAGUUUUCAAGUAAGAAAAAAUGGGAUUUAAAGCAUUUAUAGUUCUAAGCUUUGCUUUGGCUAUUUUUGUGUUUAUAACCUUUGAGGUUGCAGCUGAGAGCUCAACCAAUUCUUUGGAAAUCUCAAAGAAAUCGGAGAAGAAAAAUGAGGUAAAUGAUGCCAAGUAUCCAGGAGGAUAUGGAGGAUACCCUGGAGGAGGAUACGGAGGAUACCCUAGAGGAGGUUAUGGAGGGUACCCCGGAGGCGGGUACAGAGGGUACCCUGGAGGUGGGUAUGGAGGGUACCCUGGUGGUGGACGUGGAGGUUAUGGUGGCGAAUAUUGCCGUUAUGGUUGCUGCGGCCGCCGUGAUUACUAUGGCUGCAGGAGGUGCUGCUAUGACAAACGUGAAGCCUUGGUCACUGAAGCUAAGCCUCACAACUAAUUAUUAUGGAAUAUGAAGAUUCAACUAAUUAUAAAAGUUUUGGUGUUGGAAGUAUGAAUAAAUAUAUAUGUAUCUUUUCAUUUGAAUGUAUUGUUCAUCUAUCUAUUUGAGUGUAAUUGUUGAGACAUAAUUAUAAUUAAGUUAUUAUGUGUA